Messenger RNA from Astyanax mexicanus (Mexican tetra), 1791 nucleotides. RefSeq lists its product as uncharacterized. The transcript has 5 exons. Lineage: Eukaryota; Metazoa; Chordata; Actinopteri; Characiformes; Acestrorhamphidae. The record is from RefSeq and is a predicted model, not a curated record. The coding region runs from base 1021 to 1791 and encodes 256 amino acids.
AGUUUGGUGUCUGUAAGUCAAACGGUUCCCGAGAUACGAACCUUUAACCUAUUUUCCAGAGGCCUAAAUUUAGGCCUGAAAAAGUCUUUUCGGGCGCCGUCAGGGCUAGCAACGUCGUAGGUUCACGAGAUUCGGACCACUGAGUCAGACCGAAGGUCCGAUUCAGGGUCCGAAUUUCGUGUCUCUAGGUCAAACCGUUCCCGAGAUACGGCCCCGAACUCUUUUGGCCUGGAUUCAAAAUGUAGGAGGGGCCUGUCAGGGGAGGGGCUACGCCCACGAAACUUGGCACACCACAAGGGGGCGCUGGAGUGCUCACUAUAUCCAAAGAUGGUGACCCUAGGACUUAAGGGUCAGGAGUUAUGGGCUCUUAACUUUGGUGAACUUACAUGACACAUCGGUGAUCUUUUAUCCUAACCAAUCCCCAACCAAUAAAGUAACUUCAGUCGAGUCACGUGUCAUUUUGUUCGUCUAAUCGACCUGCACUACCUACUGAAUGUUUGGUGAACGUAUCACUUACGGUUGUGCCAAAAGUCACCAAAAAACACUUUUGUGAACCGUGACUCUUUGGUGAACGUAAUUCCUAACUCCCUACAACAACACUUAAAUACGUCGGGAAAGGUGCCAUUUUGUUUGUGUCGUCACGCUGCUCCACCUACUGGACAUGUGGAGGACAUAUCCCUUAGGGGUGUGGCAAAAUUAGAAAGAAUUUCUCAAAAACGUCAUGUUUUACCAGAUCAUUAUGGGUCCACCUUAAGUGUUUUUCCCUUCAUGCAAUUCAUCCUUCACCGCAUCAUGACCCAGGAAGUGCCCGUAAAGGUCAGUCAGUAUAGUGAGAGAGGAGAGACUGGCAGUAAGUAUGUUUACCUCCUUGUUAUGUUUAUUAAACAAUGUUUAACCAAUGUUGUCAGUGACCAUUUACACUUAUAAGUGUAAAAUGAACAUAUAUAUAUAUAUACAUCAACACACACCUAUAAGCCUAAUAUAAACAUGUAAACAAAUGUUUUUAAUGUUUGUUUAGAGAUGCAAAGACAACAACUAUGUCCAAUUUGUCAUAACACGUAUGGCAACCUGCCAAGGCAUUUGACCAAUACGGAGGAGAAGAUGCUGCUCCUGCAGCUGUCCAGUGGGCGUGUCAAUGGUACAUUCAUGUGCCAGGAGGUGGGAUGUGGCACACUUGUCAAACGCAUCGAUAGGCACUACAUGGAUUGCCAUGGUGAAAUGGAGGAAAGCGAUAUGGCAUACGCGGUCGCCAAGACCAAAAAAAAUUUUGUGCUUUCCAAACUGGCUGAUUUGAGGGCUACGCACCCAGAGGUGCCUAUGAUGUCCGUUCUGGACGUGGGGUUCAAGCCGGUACCAGUUGUGACGCCUGAGGCCCCGGCUGAGGCUGAGGCUGUCGAACUGUGUGUUGCAGAGGAGAGAGGUUCCGAGGUUGUCUGCAACAACCCCAAUUGUGUUGAGGCUCACAGGAGGAAGGAUGAAGAAAUUAAAGUCCUCAAAGCGCGAUUGGGCCUAGCAGGGCAGGAUUGCCCUAGGAGUGAUUGUAAGGUCAAGGAAAGGGAGCUGGGGAGGCUGGUCCGUCUAUAUCAGAUGAGCCCUCAGAAGCGCACAAGAAAAAAAUUCUCCCACGAGGACUCGUUCUCAGAGGAGCACAACCCCAAAUAUGGAAACAUCCUUCCACGGAAAAUGAGCUCCCAGUUCAGGGAGAAGGUCGAGGAAGUUCUCCCGAAGAAACUUGGUGGAAAGCCACAAAUCGGCAGCGACUUAUGGGCACGCCCAACUGUGCCUUUCUGA